Molecule: messenger RNA, 350 nt
Organism: Mycena citricolor
Lineage: Eukaryota; Fungi; Basidiomycota; Agaricomycetes; Agaricales; Mycenaceae
Source: the annotation of a GenBank genome assembly
AGCGUUCAAGAGCAUGACUCGACCUCGUUUGAGCUGAAUACGCCUGCAAGGAUGGUAUUGCACUCGAUCAAGGCCCUGACGCUUGCCGCAACCAUCUCUCUGAAUCUAAUGGUUGCACGUUGCGUCACGCGUCCAUCUCAUAAAAUGUCAAAUGAAGCUGAUGAACCGACACAAUCGGAGUUGCGACAGAUGACGACGCACUCGGCAUCAUGAAAGUCUAAUUGUGCCCACACAUGACCGUGCUUAGCUUGUCGAACAGUGGGGUCUAACACUUGGGGACAGGUUCUGAACUCGGGGCUUUCGCCAUGCAGCUCGGCUCAGAGCGUCACAGUUCAGGGUUUCCUCGCUUU